Molecule: messenger RNA, 582 nt
Organism: Olea europaea var. sylvestris
Lineage: Eukaryota; Viridiplantae; Streptophyta; Magnoliopsida; Lamiales; Oleaceae
Exons: 4
Molecular function (GO): nucleic acid binding
Source: RefSeq, a predicted model, not a curated record
GAAUCCACAUUUGAGUUCACGGAUGAAUGUUUGCUAGCUUUUAACACCUUGAAAGAGAAGUUGAUUUCAGCACCCGUGAUCAUCACACUGGAUUGGAACUUGCCAUUUGAAUUAAUGUGCGACGCUAGUGAUUUUGCUGGUGGGGCAGGCAGUGAAAAUGUGGUGGCAGAUUACUUGUCUCGACUCGAGACCACAGAACAGACAGAGACGGUGGAAAUCAACGAAGUCUUCUCAAAUGAACAGAUUUUUAGUGUAGAGGAGGCACCCUGGUAUGCGGACAUAGUUAACUACUUAGCCAGGUCUAUCAUGCCACCUAAUUACUCAAGGCAUUUUGGUGCUUCGAAAAUAGCGGCGAAGAUCCUUCAAUCAGGUUUUUACUGGCCUACACUAUUUAAGGAUGCUUUUGAAUUCGUGAAGAAGUGUGACCGAUGUCAACGCACCGGUGGAACUAUUCGACGUCUGGGGAUCGACUUCAUGGGGCCAUUUUCCCCAUCCUUCUCUAAUCAGUACAUAUUAGUGGCUGUGGAUUACAUAUCGAAGUGGGUUAAGGCCGUUGCAUUGCCUACCAACGAUGGGAAGGUG